Helobdella robusta is the source of this 444-nucleotide messenger RNA. RefSeq lists its product as hypothetical. Lineage: Eukaryota; Metazoa; Annelida; Clitellata; Rhynchobdellida; Glossiphoniidae. The transcript has 3 exons. The annotation marks the transcript as partial. The record is from RefSeq and is a predicted model, not a curated record.
AUGUUGAAAACAAAGAAAAAAACACACAACACUAACAUAGCAAAUAUGAAAACAGUUAUAGGCACCCAAACUGAUAAACAAACAAAUUUGAAAGCGAUGAAACCUUCGCCAAAAAGAAUAGUUUUUUACGUUGGUCGAUUGGACCAACAAUGCACUGCAAAAGAGUUAAGCGAACACAUAAAUGGAUUGAAAAUUGAGACAAGCGCUGCAUUCAGAGUUUGUAUUUAUGAAACAGACUCAGCUGAGUUCAUGAAUGCAGAAAACUGGCCAGACCAAAUCAUCGUCCGCGAACGAAAAAGCAAACGAGGCGGAGGUGUUGGUGUGUUCAUAAAGCAUGACAUCAAAUAUGUUGUAAAUGAUAACAGUGCAUUUGAUGAUGAAAAUGUCGACGUUCUCUGUGUGGACAUUGAAUCGGGGCAUGCUUCACCUAGGGGUGUGCUAAAA